Cricetulus griseus (Chinese hamster) is the source of this 2179-nucleotide messenger RNA. NCBI's taxonomy places the organism in Eukaryota, Metazoa, Chordata, Mammalia, Rodentia, Cricetidae. The record is from RefSeq and is a predicted model, not a curated record.
GCGGAUGUUCCCCCCCUUCAAGGUGCGAGUCAGCGGCCUGGACAAGAAGGCCAAGUACAUCCUGCUGAUGGACAUUGUGGCUGCUGAUGACUGCCGCUAUAAGUUUCACAACUCACGAUGGAUGGUGGCAGGCAAGGCCGACCCGGAGAUGCCCAAACGCAUGUACAUUCAUCCGGACAGUCCGGCCACGGGGGAGCAGUGGAUGGCCAAACCUGUAGCUUUUCACAAGCUGAAGCUGACCAACAACAUUUCUGACAAGCAUGGCUUUACCAUCCUGAACUCCAUGCAUAAGUACCAGCCACGCUUCCACAUCGUCCGAGCCAAUGACAUCCUGAAGCUCCCAUACAGCACCUUCCGCACCUAUGUCUUCCCAGAGACGGACUUCAUCGCUGUUACUGCCUACCAGAAUGACAAGAUUACACAGUUGAAGAUCGACAACAACCCGUUUGCCAAGGGCUUCCGGGACACCGGGAAUGGCCGUCGGGAGAAAAGGAAGCAGCUAACGCUGCCGACUCUCCGUUUGUAUGAGGAACACUGCAAACCGGAGCGUGACGGCGCCGAGUCCGACGCCUCGUCCUGCGACCCUCCGCCUGCACGUGAACCUCCGCCCUCUCCCAGUGCAGCGCCCAGUCCCCUGCCCCUGCACCGGGCCCGAGCGGCGGCAAUAGCGGAGGCGCCGGGCCUGGAACCGCGGCAGGGCUGGACGCAGGCGGGCUGGGUCCCGCAGCCAGCGCAGCAAGCACCGCGGCGCCCUUCCCGUUCCACCUCUCCCAGCACAUGCUGGCAUCUCAGGGAAUCCCAAUGCCCACUUUCGGAGGCCUCUUCCCCUACCCCUACACUUACAUGGCAGCAGCGGCCGCCGCUGCCUCCGCUUUACCUGCCACCAGUGCUGCAGCUGCCGCCGCCGCCGCCGCUGGUUCCCUAUCACGGAGCCCAUUCCUGGGCAGUGCCCGACCCCGCCUGCGCUUCAGCCCCUACCAGAUCCCGGUCACCAUCCCACCUAGCACUAGCCUCCUUACCACCGGGCUAGCUGCGGAGGGCUCCAAGGCUGCAGGCGGAAGUAGCCGUGAGCCCAGCCCACUGCCUGAGCUGGCUCUCCGAAAAGUGGGGGGCCCAUCCCGUGGGGCCCUAUCGCCCAGCGGCUCAGCCAAAGAGGCGGCCAGUGAACUGCAGAGCAUCCAGAGACUGGUGAGUGGGCUGGAGAGCCAGCGAGCCCUCUCCCCAGGCCGGGAGUCGCCCAAGUGAGGGGGCUGCUUGGCUGCUGCGCUGCCACACGAGCCUCCGGGGCUGGGCUGCCUGCCUCGGCUGCUUGGGACGUGUACAGCACAGAAUGGGUAUUUAUUUAAAUAAAAGAGCAAAAGCAGGCUUCAGCAGUCAGAAUAGAGCCUCGUGUGGCAGGUCGGGGAUCUGGGCCGCUUCCCUGGGACCUCAAGGAGGAACCAGUCUACCCGCAACACAGUCGCACUGGAGCCACUCACUGGAUUUGAUCCAGAUCUGAGAGUCAACUACAUGGUACCUCCUUCUUUCAACACUAUAGGGGUGGGCAUGGAGUCCCAAGUCUCUUCGGAAGCCAGAACGUGCAUAGGGUAGAGAGGUGUUCUCUUUGGAGAGUAUCCCACGAUCCCCGGCCUUGGGCCUGGACGUCGUGAGAAACUGGGAUGGAGGAUGCUGGAGCCAGAGAAGCCUGAAGUCAGUGUAGACUCGAGCUAGGAGUCCUGUCCAUUUGAUCUUCCCACCUCUACCCAACCAGAGACAGGCACCAUUCCUACUUCUGGGUCAGCGGAGGAAGUUGCACUUCUGCUUUGAGUCCCCAGGGGGCAAAAGAUAUUUAUGAAAUAAAUGGUAAUUUGUGUAAAUAAGCUUUAAGGUUCACAGAAGAUGCAAAUUCGUAUUAAUUUAUUCAAAGGUGUACAUUGCAGUGUACAUAUAUUUAGAGAUUAACUCAUAGCAUUUAAUUUUUUUUUCAUUUUACAUGAGCAUCUAUAUUGUACAGGGCCCCAGGAUCUUUGACUGCUGGGGAAGGGGGAGGCACUGAACCCCAGGGAAGGACCCCUCCGCGGGCCCCUCAGCCUCUGCGCCCCGGCUUUGCCCGCCCGGCCCACGGGCCCCACCUCAGGUUUUCACUUUUUGCUCCAGAGGGAGAACGAAGCGAGCGAAUAAUAAAACGCUGCGAUGCGAA